AUUAGCCAGACAAACCGUAAGGAAAUUGAGCUCUCACAGUACAACAACCCUCCCUCUCAGCUUUUUCCAUUCCAUUCACAAGUGUCUUAAAUCCCUUCACCAUAUUGGAUUGACGUUAGGUCUCCUUAGUCAAUCAUCUUGAAAUGACCUAGUUCCUGUAUGUGUUGGUAGCACCCAACAGCCUGACUUCCUGAGUAGAGAUGGGCAGCGCAGGAGGCAGGCGAGGAAGGCGUGGCAAGCUACAUGCUUGCACCUGUGGGGGGUGAUACAGAGGAGUGGGACAGAGGCUCUGGGAGAGGAGGGGACAUCUCACCUCCUCAGGACAGUUCUAGACUGGGAGGUAGAGCAGGGCCUCCAGGCACUAGGAGCCAAGUCCCCUCCAGAGGAACACUGCCACUGCUAUAAGAGGGUCAUCCCUGACCUCCACUACAGCCUGAGGAACGAACACGCUGCCCACUACAUCGACCUGCUGAGAGGUCGACCGCAGGUCAACCACACCCUGAAUGCAGCACACCAGGGCUUCAUGGAUCGCGUUCACAAAAAGUUGCGCCACACCAACAUCUAUGAGCGUAACGUGGACUGGGGAAGGAAGGGCCUGAACCCCAAACACAACCGAUCCCAACAGUUCUACACAGAACACAUCUCCUCUCACUUCCAGAGGACUGUCAUCAACUCUCUGAACAAAGUCAUGAAGGGGAACAAAGCCAAAGGCUCCUUUGACAUCAGAAGGAGAGAAGCAUCUAGAAUGAGGAUACAGGAGGAGAUCCAUCGCCAUGUUAACCAUGGACACACUCUGGAAAAGCACCAUGUGUUGAGAGAUGGCUUCCUGGUUGAGAUGAGGAGGGCUGUGGAGGAGGGGUCUUCUCUCAGGCCUAUCCUCCUCCUGGGUCCCCCUGGCUGGGGCAAAAGCACCACCAUGGCCAGACUGGCACACCUCGCCCCCUCCUGGAUUACUGGAGCUCUGAAGGUGCUGGUGUGUUUCGUGGGCCUGACGGGCGAGAGCAGGAAUGUGCGUCUGGUUCUCCAGAACCUGUGUGUUCAGCUGGCUGAGACCUACAGCCAUCACACUGAACUCUCUGAGGGUCUCCCUCAGUUGAUGAAUGAGUUCCACUCACUGCUGGGUCAGGUGAGACCGGACAGACCCGUAAUCCUUGUGCUGGACGGGAUAGAUGCUCUUUCUGAGGAGCACGGAGCAGACGUUUCCUGGCUGUCUACACUUCUCCCCCCACACGUCCACCUCAUCCUGUCUGCCACCACAGACUCUGCCUGCGCCCACACCCUGCAGAAGUCAGCCCAGCCCACUGUCCUGUCCCUACCACCCCUCAGUCCUGAUGACAUCACUAAGGCUCUAGAACAUCAACUCCAGACUGACCACCGCAGGCUCCAGGACUGGCAGUGGCAGCUUCUCCUCCAGGCCUGCCUUUCCUGUCCCUCCCCUCUCUACCUGGAAGCUGUCUAUGCUGAGUCCGUCCUCUGGAGCUCCUUCUCCCCCCAGGGCAGCCUAAGCCUCCCACCCGACCUGGGAGGGCUCUACGUAGGCCUGCUGGCUUGCUUGGAGAGGGCCCACGGGGAGCAGCUGGUGAGACGGGCCGCCGCGGUUAUAUCACUCUCCAGAGGGGGCGCCACGGAAGAGGAACUACUGGAUCUGCUGGGGAGAGAUGAGAAGGUUCUACAGGAAGUAUCGCUCUCCCAUUCAUCCUCCACUUCCUCCUCCAGCCUUCCCAGGGUGCCGUGCGUGCUGUGGGCGCGGCUGAGACGAGACCUUGGGAGUCACCUGACGGAGGCGGAGACAGACGGGACGUGGGUCUACCGCUGGACCCACUCCGAGCUGGGUAGGGUGUGUGUGAAACGAUACCUCAAAACGGACGAUUCCCGCAUGCUUCUACACGCACACUAUGCAGACUACUUCCGGGGUACGGAUAGCCAACACAGAAACAUAUUUCAGCCGCUGGCGUGGACACUGGAGGAGGGCUCGACGAAAAGUUAUGUGUUUAACCUCAGAAAGCUCCAUGGCCUGCCCUACCACCUGGUUCGGUCAGGCCAGAUACAGGCCUUCCUGUCUGAGUGUGUGUUUAACUAUGAGUUCCUGCUGCACAAGGCCUGGGGUCUGUCUGUGCUCCAUAUACAAGAGGACCUGAAGGGCGUCGUGCUGCCAGAGAAGGAGUCGGUAGAUAUGGAGGUGUUGGCUGCUACUCUGGAGCUCUCCAGGACCGUGCUGCUCCAGGACCCCUGCCAGCUGGCCUCCCAGGUUAUGGGCCGUCUGGGACAGAUAGUUGCUGAAGACCUCCCCGUGGCUCCAGGUGACCCACAGAAGUUUAGCUACCUGCAUGCCCUGCUGGCCCAGUGUGCCCGUUCCUCUCUGCCAGUCCUGGUGCCCUCCUACAGCUUUCUGGUGCCCCCAGGAGAGAUCCCACACACCCUGCUGGCAGGCCACACGUCCAUAGUAACGGCCCUGACCAGGGGACAGAGGGGUCUGGUGGCAGCCACCUGCGAUGGGGACGGCACCCUGAAGGUGUGGGACCUGGAGCUGGGGCACGCCGUGAGGACUCUGGAGGGGUUGGGGGGCGUGGUGGGCGACUCCCUCACUCUCUGUCUGGAGGACAGGGUCCUGGUGGUUCGCAUGGGACAGAAUCUGCAGGUCAGAGAGGUGGAUUCUGGGAAAGUGAUCUACUCCGAGAGUGACUCUUUGGACGUUCCUGUGGUAACCACCGCCUGUGACGGACAGCUGCUGGUAGCCUUCUAUGAUGGAAGUCACCUGGUGAAGGUGUUCGACCUGGUCUCGUCCUGCUCUCUACUGUGCUGUGUCAACAUUACCCUGGACUGUGACCCCAUCCAUAAAGACCAUUCCGUACUGGUCUCCCACAACUCCAUCAAAGACUAUGUCCUUUUCGCCUACAGGUCUGGAGGUCAGGCAGCGGUGCUUAGUGCCAGAGGGGGGGCUGUGUUGUCUGUCCUCAGAGCCCAGCAUGGUGCUGCCUCCAUACAAGCAGUAGAGAUGACCAAUCAGUACCUACUGCUAUUCUGCAGGUACCCUUACAAGCGGGACAGUGAGAUCAUUCAUAUUGAGCUGUACAGCACAGCCAGUUUCCAGUACCAGCGCUCCAUCCUGGGCUGCAGCCAGGACUACAUCUCCCAGGUCACUGUCAACCGGAUGGGGACGCACGCCGUGGCCUUCUGCCCCUCCCCCCGCACCGGCAUCACGCAGGUCGUGACAUGGAACCUGGAGACAGAGGACCACAAACACAUCGCCCGCUUCCCCGGGAUACUGACUGCAGGUGUGUGCUUGGAACUACGGUUCUGUGUGGGGGUGUGCAGUGGGGAGAGGUACCCAAGGCUGUGGGACCUGUCCUCCAGGGUCAACGACCAGACCCUCACCUACAAUGUCCACAAGGUGAAGAGCGACGGCACAGAAGAGGUCAUCCUCAUGGGGAAACACCCACGCUACGCGGUGUGCAAGUCCCUACGGCCUGGCACGGUACGGGUCUGGAACCUGGCCAGAUCAAGGUUCACAGGUCGGCCAGUCAGAGUGGAGCACGGUCUCUAUGGCAACACCGACGUGGCCUUGGCCCACGACCUGAAGCUGUACAUCCUGACAGACAGAGGGACGGCCACCUUCACAGACACCCCCUCACCCAUAUUCCAGACUCUACUGAUCUAUGACCUGAUCAAGAGAAGCUACGUGAGGAGACAGUCUGGUCUCUACAUUGUCCCCUGUCCCCAACACGAAUACAGGCUCCUGGAGGGACAGCUACUCCUGGGUUUGUCUGAGACGAGGAACCAUCUGAUUUUGUGGGACCUGGAGUCUGGGUAUAUCAAAGGGAGGAUGAAAGCAUCACACACAGAGUCUCUCCUGUCCAGCAGCACCGUCAGAGACAGACAGUCCCAGAUACCACCAAAUGAGACCACAGCUCUAGUGAUGCCCUGGGACAGACGGACAGAGAGCCACUCUGCUAAGUGUAGGAGGCUGGAGAAGGAGGAUCAGAGGGAGAAGGAGGAGCAGCGCAGUCUGGACAGGGAGAAAUACAACUCCAUAGACCAGUACCUUCUCAGUGGGGACCAACAGGUGGUGGUGUGUUCCUAUUUCUCCCACCACCUCAACGUUUUCAGCGUGGGGUCCCAGGACCACCUCCACACCCUGGAGGACAGGACAUCCCUGCUGAUCCUCCACACCGCCGCCCUCACCCACCUCGGGGGACACCUGGUGCUGGCCAACUACUGCCAAGCUCAGCAUAUACCCUACCUCACCCUCUGGGACCUUCAGAAAGGCACGGUGAGGAAAAGAUUGAAGAACGAGCCAGGAGUCUGUUGUGUGGCUAUCACAGAUGAUGCCAGCAGAGUCGCCUUUGGGGUCAGCGGAUGUAACAAGCUUAAAGUGUGGGAUCCCUUCAGGAGGAAUCACAAGACUAUCUCUGGCUAUGCCAGCCUGAGGCUAGGAGGGUCCAACCAGCUUUAUAUCACUGAGGGAGGAGCCAAAGCCAUUCUACUAGCAGGUGAGCUGAGCCUAUGGGACCUGGAGGCCUGCAACGUCCUGUCUGUCCUUUCCCCUGAUGCCCAUGUCCAGUGUCUGACCCCCCUUGGAGGAGACAACAGUAGCACCCUACUGUUGGGCCUUAGCCACAGCCCUGCCCUCAUCGCCGUCAGGCUGACGUCACAAUCACAGGGGGUCGCCGUGGGAACCAGCUCCAGGGACGAAGACGUGUUCGCAGAAUCCAGUAGCAGCGAGGAUGAAGACGAAAAGGACAGUCAGACACAUGUAGGACUGGAGUAGAGUUUGUUCAGGAACUUCAUAUGAGUAUUUGGAAAUAUCCUGACUUACUGAGACACCAGUCUUCGAACAGGAUGACCUGAUAAGUAGAAGAAUGAAUUUGAAAAUGUAUAUAAGAAAAGACAAGGAUUGGUCUCUGAUCUGCAAUAACUGUUUUAAUGGAUAUAAAAUAAAUGUUACAUGCUAUUACACUAGUUUGUCAAAGAAUAUGUAGAAUGUCUUCACAAACAUGAAAUACCAUUAUGAUAUUAUGAUCAUUAUAUAGCAAAUCAAAGUGCUGCACCUGAGG
Messenger RNA from Salmo salar (Atlantic salmon), 5054 nucleotides. Its product is annotated as NACHT domain- and WD repeat-containing protein 1. Lineage: Eukaryota; Metazoa; Chordata; Actinopteri; Salmoniformes; Salmonidae. The record is from RefSeq and is a predicted model, not a curated record. Gene Ontology annotation, molecular function: protein binding.